This is a messenger RNA of Penicillium chermesinum, 315 nucleotides long. RefSeq lists its product as uncharacterized. Bases 1 to 315 code for a protein of 104 amino acids. The record is from RefSeq and is a predicted model, not a curated record. The transcript has a single exon. NCBI's taxonomy places the organism in Eukaryota, Fungi, Ascomycota, Eurotiomycetes, Eurotiales, Aspergillaceae.
AUGGUAUCCCACUCCGAGCACCAUUGCGGCUUCUGUCAGAAGACCUACGCGCGUCGUAUGUAUUCCAACCAUCAUGCGAAGAAGAUUACUUAUAGAGAUCUUCAGACGACUUACUUCUUCGACACAAACGGCGCUGUCAAGGGCUUCGAAAGCCAACGUCGCGUCGCAAGGCCUGCGACGCAUGCGUCCAGGCGAAAGCCAAAUGCACAUCCACCCUACCAUGUGGUCGUUGCGCCAGGCGUGGCGUUGCCUGCAGCUAUGCCAUCCAGCCAUCUAAUGCAUGGGAUGCUACGAAUCAAGGACGCCAUCCGGUGA